Penicillium lagena is the source of this 903-nucleotide messenger RNA. Its product is annotated as 60S ribosomal protein uL18. Gene Ontology annotation, molecular function: structural constituent of ribosome; 5S rRNA binding. The coding region runs from base 1 to 903 and encodes 300 amino acids. NCBI's taxonomy places the organism in Eukaryota, Fungi, Ascomycota, Eurotiomycetes, Eurotiales, Aspergillaceae. The record is from RefSeq and is a predicted model, not a curated record. Gene Ontology annotation, cellular component: cytosolic large ribosomal subunit; ribosome. The transcript is spliced from 3 exons. Gene Ontology annotation, biological process: translation; ribosomal large subunit assembly.
AUGCCUUUCACCAAGACCGUCAAGAACGACGCCUACUUCAGUCGCUACCAGACUAAGUACCGCCGCCGUCGCGAGGGAAAGACCGACUACUAUGCCCGCAAGCGCCUGAUCACCCAGGCCAAGAACAAGUACAAUGCGCCCAAGUACCGCAUGGUCGUCCGUUUCACCAACCGCGACAUCAUCACCCAGAUCGUCUACUCCGAGAUCUCCGGUGACAAGGUCUUCGCCUCGGCCUACGCCCACGAGCUGAAGCGCUAUGGCAUCACCCAGGGUCUGACCAACUGGUCCGCUGCCUACGCCACCGGUCUGCUGCUGGCCCGCCGUACCCUCAAGAAGCUGGGUCUGGACGAGGACUUCAAGGGUGUCGAGGAGGCCGAUGGCGAGUACACCCUCACUGAGGCCGCCGAGACCGACAACGGCGAGCGCCGCCCCUUCAAGGCUUUCCUUGAUGUCGGUCUGGUCCGCACCUCCUCCGGUGCCCGUGUCUUCGGUGCCAUGAAGGGUGCCUCGGACGGUGGUAUCUUCAUCCCCCACUCCGAGAAGCGUUUCCCCGGCUUCGACAUCGAGACCGAGGAGCUGGAUGCCGACACCCUCCGCAACUACAUCUUCGGUGGCCACGUCUCUGAGUACAUGGAGACCCUCGCCGACGAGGAUGAGGAGCGCUUCAAGUCCCAGUUCACCAAGUACGUCGAGGAGGAGAUUGACGCCGGUGACCUCGAGGAGAUCUACCAGGAGGCCCACAAGGCCAUCCGCGAGGACCCCUUCAAGAAGGAUGAGGACGAGGAGCCCAAGAAGUCCAAGGAGGAGUGGAAGGCCGAGACCAAGAAGUACAAGGUCAACAAGCUCACCCACGCCCAGCGCAAGGCUCGCGUCCAGGAGAAGAUUCGCGAGCUUGCUGCUUAA